Durusdinium trenchii is the source of this 510-nucleotide messenger RNA. NCBI's taxonomy places the organism in Eukaryota, Dinophyceae, Suessiales, Symbiodiniaceae. The record is from the annotation of a GenBank genome assembly.
AUGUCUGCAUCUGUGCAGGCAACGGAUGUAGCCAUUGCACUACCGGCAGGGGGUCCUCCAAGUGAUUCCUCGACGGGCCCAGCAUGGAGAGAGGCUGGCAGUCAAAAGGAGCAGCGGCAGUGGAUUGAACAAAGUGUUCGGAUGAGGGCGCAGCUGCCUCGUCAGGAUGCAGAUGCAACCGGAUCUCCUCUCAGUGGUGAGCCUUUCUAUUCCACCACUGGAGCAACAGCAAAUGAGGCUCGGGAUGUGCCCCCUGCGCCGCAAUGCGCAGCAGGUGCAGCUGCUCCAAAACUGGUGGCUCCUGGAAGUGGCGGUUCGUUGAAAAGGAUGACAAGGGUUGAAGAGCUGCAGGAGAUGGACAUGGACAUCAAGGAAGUUCCAGGGAAUUGCUCCACGGCCACCAGCCGAAAGAGCCCGACCACACAGGCCUGUUGCAAGGAGGCAGUUGAGCGAUUGUCAGUCACUGGACAGAUGAGGCAGGAGUAUCUUCGCCACCAGCGCUUGACUUAA